Molecule: messenger RNA, 2351 nt
Organism: Epinephelus moara (kelp grouper)
Lineage: Eukaryota; Metazoa; Chordata; Actinopteri; Perciformes; Serranidae
Product: transcription factor Sox-8-like
Exons: 3
Coding region: 144-1568 (474 amino acids)
Biological process (GO): neural crest cell development; morphogenesis of an epithelium; negative regulation of transcription by RNA polymerase II
Cellular component (GO): nucleus
Molecular function (GO): RNA polymerase II cis-regulatory region sequence-specific DNA binding; DNA-binding transcription factor activity, RNA polymerase II-specific
Source: RefSeq, a predicted model, not a curated record
GACGCGGAAAGGAAUAGUUCAAGACAAGAAAUUUGGGAUUUUACUUUAUUUCUGGGUUAAACAGUCUUCCGAAAGAACAGUGCGCAAUUACGCACUUGGAGAGUUCUUCGGGAACUGGACCAUCUUGCAACUUUUCACCAAGAAUGACAGAAGAGAACAAGUCCGUGACAGAGCAUCCGCGCAGUCCGGCAGGCAGCGACAGCUCCAUGUCCCAGCAUGGAUCGGAUUCAGAGUCACCGACCUCUCCAGCGGGGUCCGACGCACAGGAGGCAGCGCGCCCGCCCGGGAUUACGCACAAACCGGAGGGCAGCGCGGAGGCUGAGCGCUUCCCCGCCUGCAUCCGCGACGCGGUGUCGCAAGUGCUGAAAGGUUACGACUGGUCGCUGGUGCCGAUGCCCACUCAAGGAGAGAGAGGACUGAAGAGCAAACCCCACGUGAAACGGCCGAUGAACGCGUUUAUGGUUUGGGCGCAGGCAGCGCGGAGAAAGUUGGCGGACCAGUAUCCUCAUCUGCACAACGCUGAGCUCAGCAAGACGCUGGGCAAACUGUGGCGACUCCUCUCUGAAACAGAGAAGCGUCCCUUUGUCGAGGAGGCCGAGAGGCUGAGGAUGCAGCACAAGAAAGACUAUCCAGACUACAAGUACCAGCCUCGGAGACGCAAGAGUACCAAACCUGGACAGGGGGACUGUAGACCUGGACUGGUCCAGCAGCAGCAUCAGCAGGGCUUGUAUAAAACAGAACCAGGGGUGGCCAGGCUGGCUGGCACAGGGGAAGUGCACCAUCAUUACCAUCUAGACCGAACAGGUCAGUCUCAUGGGCCUCCAACGCCUCCAACUACUCCGAAAACCGACCUCCACAUGGGGAACAAACAUGAGGGCCAGCGGCCUGUAGACAGCAGCACUGGCUCUGUUCCUCCCACCAGCCGUCAGAACAUUGACUUCAGUAACGUGGACAUCUCAGAGCUCAGCACUGACGUCAUCAGCACCAUCGACGGAUUCGACGUCCACGAGUUCGACCAGUACCUCCCUCCCAACAGUCACCACGGCUCCACUCUUCUAACCCCGCCAGAUACCAGCCACGGACACAACAACACCUCUGGAUCCUUCAUCCUGCCCAGCAUCCACUCUCACUCCCAUAGUGUCCCCACGUGGACACCCAAAAGUGGGACUUUCAGUGGAGUGCCACUGUCUUGCUCCAGUCGCGAUGGGCUCCACGAGGACACCAGCCCAAAACCUCAGAUUAAAACUGAGCAGAUGAGCCCAGGUCACUCCUCCUCCACUCCACCACCACCACAACCUGAGUACACCUCCCUCGGUUCGGGUAUCUGCCCUUCCUCCACUUCCUCCUCAUCCUCCACCAACCAAUCUGAAUACACUGACCUCCAAAGCUCCAGUUUCUACAGCGCCUUCUCCGGCUAUCCUGCCAGUCUGUAUCAGUACCCAUACUUUCACUCCUCUCGCAGGCCUUAUGCCACACCUCUUAUCAACAGCCUGGCCUUGGCACCACCUCCACACAGUCCGCCCUCUGGCUGGGAGCAACCAAUCUAUACAACACUCACCAGGCCUUGAAGAGGAGGAGAUGCUCCAGAAGUUUGCACUCAGAUUGGGACAGAACAGCAGCCUGCCUUAAUGACUUGUAAGAUAAACUUUGGAGAUUUGUUGACUUACAAGUUCAUUCUUAAGCUUUUCACCAGAUUUCUGAAGGACAGUGCUGCUAUCUGUUGGCUAAAGCUUUAUAUUGUGUAUCAAUAUAUUGUUACAUUUGUUCAUUUCCAUGGAGAGAAAUUCGUAAUAUUAACAAAGAUUCAGUGUUUUUAAUUUCUCCUGAGUGAAAGGGCCUGAGGCAUGACAUUUAAACCUGCACUGGACACUGAAACGUUCCAUUAAAACUCCCCACUAAUGACAUUUUGGUAUGUGAGUUGCACCUAUUUAGAAAAGGGAGUGUCAGGUUUAAAGCAGUUUUUCCACUUAAAGAGUGAAAUAGUUUCUUUUCCCUCACCUUCACAUCCAAAGUCAGCUGUGUUGCAUUUUGACUGAAUUUAAAGGAAUUCAUUUUUUUCACUUUUAUAGGGCAGAAUUAUGUGAAGUAAUGAAGCGUUAUGCUUUGAAUCAUAGGGACCAAGAGACUGUGCAUCUGUCUUCUUCUUAUCAGUGCAGGGUAUCAGUGUAGACCCAUUUAACAAGAAAUAAGAAUGAAAAUACAAGACCUAAGCUGUGUUCAGCCACAACUAAAUGUAGCAAACAAGGUUGUGUUACAUAAGUGCACUUUUAAUACCACAAGGUUUAACUCAGUCCAAUUCAAAGGGCUCUUUUGGCAUGGGAAACAUACAUUCACAUUGCCAAAGCAAUAAA